Messenger RNA from Drosophila bipectinata, 2046 nucleotides. RefSeq names its product phosphatidylinositol-3-phosphate phosphatase (gene mtm). Gene Ontology annotation, cellular component: cytoplasm; membrane. Gene Ontology annotation, molecular function: phosphatidylinositol-3-phosphate phosphatase activity; phosphatidylinositol-3,5-bisphosphate 3-phosphatase activity. Gene Ontology annotation, biological process: phosphatidylinositol dephosphorylation. The record is from RefSeq and is a predicted model, not a curated record. NCBI's taxonomy places the organism in Eukaryota, Metazoa, Arthropoda, Insecta, Diptera, Drosophilidae.
AAACCAUAGAUCUGGCAGCACUGGUCGGUAGUAUCAUUGUUUUGGUAAAUCGCAUUUAAUUUACAAUCAGAAGAUAUUUCUGACCCCAAACUCGAAACUCGCGUAAAAUUCUAUCCCUCUACAUGGAUCCCAGCGCGAGCGCAGUCGACAAGUUGGCCUCAAAGACGGCCAGCAGCAACUCGCUGGACAGCAGCUCGAAGUCCAGCUCCCUGGGCUCCAAGCACGGAGGCGGAGAGAAUGGAAUAUUGCGCGACACGCCCUUUAAUUACUUGGACGGCGAAGAGGACCAAGACCAGAAAAACGAUGUCACUCAUGUCUGUCCCUACCGCGGGCCGGUCUUUGGGGCCCUGACCAUAACCAACUACCGCCUGUACUUCCGGUCGCUUCCGCUGCGCGACCAGGAGCCCCCCGUAAUCGUAGAUGUUCCUCUGGGUGUGAUAGCAAGGGUGGAGAAAAUCGGAGGCGCCACGUCAAGGGGCGAGAACUCCUAUGGCAUUGAAAUUUUCUGCAAGGAUAUGCGAAACCUGCGCUUCGCCCACAAGCAGCAGAACCACUCGCGGAGGACUGUGUUUGAGAAGCUGCAGGCUAAUGCUUUUCCACUGUCCUACAGCGGCCGCCUCUUCGCAUUUGCGCACGCAGCGGCCAAUGCUGUUAAUGGAAACGGUGGCUGGGACGGCUGGGCAGUGUACGAGCCGUUGGCUGAGCUGCGGCGCCUGGGUGUGCCGAAUGAUAUGUGGCGGGCAACCAAGAUAAACGAAUCGUACGCAGUUUGUGACAGCUAUCCGGCAGUGUGGGCUGUGCCCAAAGCUGCCUCAGAUGAUUUCCUUCGUCGAGUGGCUCAGUUCCGAUCGAGAUGUCGUUUACCAGUGCUGUCAUGGAUGAAUCCACGGACGCAGGCCACCAUAACACGGUGCUCUCAGCCUCUGGUUGGGGUUAGUGGCAAGCGAAAUGCGGACGACGAAACCUAUCUCAGCUAUAUUAUGGAGGCCAACGCCCAAUCGGAUAAACUGACCAUCAUGGACGCACGUCCCAGCGCCAAUGCCAUCGCCAACAAAGCCAAGGGUGGCGGCUACGAAUCGGAGGAUGCUUACAAGAUUGUGGAAAUCAACUUUCUUGACAUACACAAUAUUCACGUAAUGCGCGAGAGUCUUCGCAAGGUGAAGGAGGCCUGUUUUCCCACCACGGAUGACUCAAAGUGGCAGACCGCCAUCGACAACACUCUUUGGCUGAAACACAUCCGUUGCAUCCUUGCUGGCGCCGUUCGAAUUGUUGACAAGGUUGAGACCCUAAGCACCUCGGUCGUGGUGCACUGCUCGGAUGGCUGGGAUCGCACAGCCCAGCUUACUGCCCUAUCCAUGUUGCUGCUCGAUCCCUACUACCGUACUGUACGUGGCUUUGAGGUUCUUAUCGAGAAAGAGUGGCUCUCCUUUGGCCACAAGUUCCAGCAGCGGGUAGGCCAUGGGGACAACAAACAUUCAGAUGCAGACCGCUCGCCAGUAUUCCUUCAGUUCAUAGACUGCGUGUGGCAGGUCAGUCAGCAGUACAGCAACGCCUUCGAAUUCAACGAACACUUCCUCAUAACAAUCGUGGAUCAUCUGUACUCAUGCCGGUUCGGCACGUUCCUUUGUAACACUGAAGCGGAACGGGUAGCCGAAGACCUAAAGCACAAAACCGUAUCUCUGUGGACGCACAUUAACUCCUCAUUGGAUCAGUAUUUAAACCCCCUGUUUCCAUCGUUUACCCAUGGACCGGAGCUUGUUCUGCGCCCCAAUGCCAGUGUGCGAACGCUGCGCUUGUGGAAGGGCCUGUAUUGCCGGUGGAACCCCGGCCUGAGUGCUCCCCAGCAUGGUUUUCUGCGCACACGAGAACUCCUUUCCAGGCAGGAUCAGCUCUUCAAGCAGGUUAACGAGCUGCGGCUGAAGAUAACCAAUCGCAGCAACAGCAUGCAGACGACAACUCGACUGGCCUCGCCCAUGCACUAAUAGUAUUCUUAAAAUUCCUUUCUUAACGUACGGAUAAAUAUAUUUUAUGUAACCUAGUAUCAAA